UUUUUUUUGCUACCUCGUGGACUGAGAAGAAAAAAUUUUUCGUCGACCCACCCACAAAGAGCAAGAUCGUAGAACCUUUGCAUCGAAAACAACAGAUCCUAUGAACGAACAUUUUUCCAAAUUAUGCCUGAACUUGAAAUAGGACACAGAGAAAACUCUGAUAGCGAAGUUGGAAGGAAAAAAGCCCGGAUCACGGCCUGGCCACCGACGACAACAACCCCAUGUUCUCGUACUCUCGAACUACAAGGCGUAAUCGAAGUCUUAAAAGAAUAUGAUUCUAUAGCCGGCACCGAUAUAAACUGCUGUAUCUGUGGUAAACUAUAUAAAAGCAAAGUGUGCUUUACUAAACAUCUGUGGGAACAUAGUGUGUAUUGGGACACAUUUGAUGGAGUGAAAAACCAAGAAAGGGUUCUCUCCAUCCAAGCGGCCAUCAUUCUUUCUCAGCCUUACCUCGAGUUUUUAUUGGUUACGUCGCCUUCGAAUAGCGACAAGAGAAAGGAAGAAAUGAAACCACAAGGCCCGCGGAAACUACCAAGGAAGCGAAGUCGAGGAUCAGAAAGUUCGGUAGAGUUAUAAUAUGUUUAUGUAACUAUAUAGCAUUAUUUCUGUAGCAAAAUAUGAAGUUAAAAUUGUGAAUAACAGUAAGUUUUUAUUGCACAAACGUUGUGUAUAUUACACUUCCCAAAGUAUGUCGCUUGACAAGACGAAUAAUUUUACGAGAAAAAAAAUUGAGAUUGUAAAGCAUAUCGUUUGGUUAUCUUUAUUUUCUUCGGUAUAGAAGACAUUACAUGAAGGCUUGUAAAAUAGUUGAACAUAUAUAUUGUAUAGUUGUUUGUAUGUUGUUUUUUUCAAGCCCGGUACAGGGCUUUUUGAGAUAAAAUUUUACACAAGAGUACAAUAAACAAAGGGUAUAAACCGA
Molecule: messenger RNA, 919 nt
Organism: Nematostella vectensis (starlet sea anemone)
Lineage: Eukaryota; Metazoa; Cnidaria; Anthozoa; Actiniaria; Edwardsiidae
Exons: 2
Coding region: 124-576 (150 amino acids)
Source: RefSeq, a predicted model, not a curated record